AUGGCCUUUCUAAUGAAAAGUAUGUUGAGCAACCAGGUAAAGAAUUUGGGACUUGGAGGUGGAGGGGAAGAAAGCAAAGAAGAAAGCACUCCUUCUGAUCCAGCAGCAGCUGCAGGAAUGACCAGAGAGGAGUAUGAGGAGUAUCAAAAGCAAGUGGUUGAGGAGAAGAUGGAAAGAGAUGCAGCUUUUGCACAGAAGAAAGCAGAGCGAGCCUGUCUGAGGGUCCAUCUGAGAGAAAAAUACAGACUGCCUAAGAGUGAACUGGAUGAGAAUCAAAUACAGAUGGCUGGAGAUGAUGUGGGUUUGCCAGAAGACCUUCAAAAGAUGGUGGCAGAAGAUCAAGUGGAGGAGGAGGACAAGGACUCGAUCCUGGGACAACUGCAGAACAUCCAGAACAUGGACAUGGAUGCGAUCAAAGAGAAGGCACAAGCCACCUUCACCGAAAUGAAACAGGCAGCUGAACAGAAAUGUUCUGUGAUGUAG
Colius striatus (speckled mousebird) is the source of this 483-nucleotide messenger RNA. It is a transcript of the gene CPLX4, whose product is annotated as complexin 4. Bases 1 to 483 code for a protein of 160 amino acids. The transcript is spliced from 3 exons. Gene Ontology annotation, molecular function: syntaxin binding. Lineage: Eukaryota; Metazoa; Chordata; Aves; Coliiformes; Coliidae. Gene Ontology annotation, cellular component: terminal bouton; SNARE complex. The record is from RefSeq and is a predicted model, not a curated record. Gene Ontology annotation, biological process: neurotransmitter transport; synaptic vesicle exocytosis; regulation of neurotransmitter secretion.